Molecule: messenger RNA, 2097 nt
Organism: Sparassis crispa
Lineage: Eukaryota; Fungi; Basidiomycota; Agaricomycetes; Polyporales; Sparassidaceae
Exons: 4
Coding region: 1-2097 (698 amino acids)
Biological process (GO): cell migration; microtubule nucleation; chromosome segregation
Cellular component (GO): kinesin complex; centrosome; kinetochore
Molecular function (GO): microtubule binding
Source: RefSeq, a predicted model, not a curated record
AUGACGGCUGUCCUUCAAGCUACAGAUGUGCUCAGGAAGGACAGAACUAUGGCGUCCCUAGAUGACACUACAAUCACUUACUCCAACUCUUCUAUGGACUGGAAGGCGAAAUACAUGGAGGUCGCCGAUAUGCUGGCAGAAACACGGCAUGAACGCGAUGACUGGAAGGCGAAAUACAUGGAGGUUGCCGAUAUGCUGGCAGAAACACGGCAGGAACUCGAUGACUUUCAGCUUUCCAGCAAGGAGUUAGAAGAAGAGUUGGAGCGAGAGCUCGAGCGGACAGAGAAAGUGAAGCAGGACCUCAGAAUAAAGGCGGCCAGAAGCGAACAGGAUAGGGAUGAAUGGAAGUCGAAGUUUACGGCACUGCAAACGACCUACAAUACGACCACAACCUCGUUGCAGCGGGAACUCGACACGUUACGACAGGAUUACCAGAAGAUCAAGGUUCAACUACGGGAUCUGGAGAUGGGCAAUGAUGAUCUCGAGAGGAAUGAACGUGCUAUCUCAUCAAGUUUGGCAGACAUUGAGGGAAAGUAUUCUCGAGCGUUGGAAGAGAAGAUCCUCCUUGAACACGAACUUUUGGAUAAGGCUCACGUUGAAGAGGAGUAUCAGCGUUUGAAAGACGAAUUAAGAGAUGCCAACGAGGAAGUAAACAUCUUAAAGGAACAACUCGCUGCUGCUUCUACCCCUUCUAAUGCCAUGUCCUCGGAACAGUCUGCGUCGUCUAGCAUAUUCUCUUCCGUCGCCGCUCGCUCCGACGAUAACCUUCUCAGCAUUCCCGUCCCUCCUGAUCUUCAGUUAUCUGACUUCAAACUUGAUCUUGAUACUCCUGUGGACGACCUUCCGCUUGUUACUCCUACGCGCACCACCGGAUCAUUCAUCACCCCCAUUUCAGGGAAGAUGUCGAUGCAGAAUGGCGGAUUCCAUCACCGUGGCGCGUGGACCACUCCACCUGGUGCAGCCUCGUCAUCUCUCAUGCGCUCAAGCACUGUUCCCGGUAUCUCUACUCCCUCACGCUUACCUCCACGUACUCCAGCGCGUCCCGCCCCAAGUCGCGCUCCAUCCGUAGCUGCUUCAGCGAACACUGCGGGCGGCGUUCCGCUGACGGCCACCAAGAGCAGAGGUGUACAGAUGGUCUCGGAGAUGAGGGCUCGUGUGAAAGUGUUGGAGCAGAAGAUACACACACGCGUUCCCCGAUUACGCAUGGGCAGCAACGCCAAGCGACCAAAUGCGAAUAUGAUGCCACCUCCGCCACCACCAAAGCCACGACGACCAUCCACAGCGUCUUCCUCACCUGCACCUUCUACAUCCUCAAGAUCAACCUCUCACGAAGAGCGAAACAUGAAUUUGAAAUCGCGACGGAGCGUUGAUGCCGAAGCAGACCGUAGGAGGGCUCCCGUCGGCGACACGUCUGGAUGGGUACUCAUCAUGGAGGACUCGCCCUCGCCUGCGAAGGACAGAGAGAAGGAAAUAAGGAGAAUAUCCAGUCCUUCAGCGCCGUCGUCGUUCCGAGCGGUGGGAUCUCACACCAAUGAUUCGCCGUCAUCCGUUCCCAGAGCGCCGAGUGCGCUGUCUCAGAGUUCCGCGCAAACAGGUAUACGUCGGCCACAAUCACGUCUUUCUGUCUCGACGGAGGGUCGGAGCAGUGUUAGCACCAUUGCGACCGCCAGCACUGGGAGCUCGAUCCAGACACCCACUUCACGUCCUGCGACUCCAACAUUUCUUCCAGUCCCUUCGUCCGGGAUGUAUGUAGGCGCUGGGACUGCUCUUAAACUCUCUACGGGCCCCGGUUCUGGAGCAUAUUCGCAGCUACAACUCAAGCGGUCAUCACUCGGAGCCAGUACAACAAGAUCACCAGUGGUGCCAAGUCCGCCUCAUGUUCCACAUGCCAAUAUCACCAUUCGCCCGCCUCCAAGGAAUACAAUACCUAGCGCUCUCUCUCAGAGCAGGAUAGGGAGACCGGUUGGGAGUGGCGCGGCUAGUACGCGUAAGAGCACAGGAGAAAAUGCUGGUUUCCCGGAAAUGAGCGGGAGGAAUGGAGACAAGGCACGGCUAAGGUCUGGCAGUGCGACAGCGUUAUACGGAAGGAAUACUUAG